Molecule: messenger RNA, 868 nt
Organism: Owenia fusiformis
Lineage: Eukaryota; Metazoa; Annelida; Polychaeta; Sabellida; Oweniidae
Source: the annotation of a GenBank genome assembly
UAUUUUACUCAUUCCAUGCUGAAAUUUAGAUCAAUUCUUCAAAAAUGUCUUGCUCUGAAAAUGAUCCGGAGUAUUUGGCGACUGACGAGUGUAAAUACGAAUAUCUUGAUCACACAGCUGAUGUACAGCUGCAUGCUUGGGGUGAUGACUUAAAAGAAGCUUUUGAGCAGUGUGCAGUCUCAAUGUUUGGUUAUAUGACAGAACUCAACACAGUCGACAUGGUGGACAAAAAAGAAAUCGAAGCUUCUUCGGAUGAUAUGGCAGGACUACUAUUCCAAUUCCUUGAUGAAUGUCUCUUUGUAUUCAGCUGUGAUCCAUAUUUUAUAGUCAAAAAAGUCAGAAUAAAUGAGUUUAAUAAAGAGAACUUUACAAUAAAAGCAACUUGUUAUGGAGAAGAAUUUGAUCUUGACAAGCACCCACAAGGAACUGAAGUAAAAGCCAUCACAUACAGCAAUAUGCAGAUUUAUGAUAAAGAAGACCAACAUGAAGUAUUCGUCAUUAUAGACAUUUGACAAACAUUAGGCAGUAGGCACUUGGGGGGGAUUUAUUUAUGAGGUUAUCAUCUGUCGAUUAUGAACAUAUUGAUAAAGUGAACAAUCAAAUCAUGAAUUUAUUUUACAUUUUUAAUUCUAAAAUUGUCAAACUCUGGGCAAUAACAUUAUUAAUUUCAAUAUUGUAAAAUAAUGUACAGUAUUUAUAUUCUUGUUUUAAUUAUAAACAAUGACCAUGAAUAAAAUAUGAGAUUGUACUCUAAAACAAUGAAUUAUUUGCGUUUGUUCAUCAAAGAGGAUCAUGGGUCAUUACACUGUACAGGUUUCCAGCAAAACUGUUAUAGCAGUUCAUCUGAAAUUUUCAGGGAUAUUUCUAC